Messenger RNA from Neurospora tetrasperma FGSC 2508, 598 nucleotides. RefSeq lists its product as uncharacterized. The record is from RefSeq and is a predicted model, not a curated record. The transcript is spliced from 2 exons. Lineage: Eukaryota; Fungi; Ascomycota; Sordariomycetes; Sordariales; Sordariaceae. The coding region runs from base 206 to 556 and encodes 116 amino acids.
AGGAAGUCUUGUGGGCUCACCCACUGGGCACACGUAAAGUCGAUAUAACCUACGCAACGCCCUGUCUCGGCUACCAGUCUCAUCCUCCAUCACCAUCAACAACACCAGCAAGAUCACAACAAAGCUUCAGCAACGACUUCACCUCAACCACAACCUCACAACCAUAUCUCUCAAGAAUAAAGCAAUUAUCCCAACAACAGCAACAAUGCAGUUCUCCAUCGCCACUCUUCUCACCAUCGCGGCUUCUGUCCCCUUCACCUCUGCUUUAACCCAAAGCCAACGAGUACAAGGAUACCGACUGGACUGGAACUAUGGCCACAACUCCUUCCUCCUCUACGACGUCACCAUGGACGACACCACUAACUCGGUAUACCUGGCCAACGGGUACGGGCUCGACAGCAAGGCGAGGGGCUGGUACGGAUACUCGGAGAAGAGCAAGGACGGCGGUGUCUGUCAGGGCGUCAACCUCGGCCGUAUGCCGGAGGGUUGCGUCAAUAUCAACGAGGUGGCUAAGCUUGUGGGAAGGGUCAAGUGUGUUCAGUCGGUUAUCGUCUAAGGAGGAAGGGGAUGGUGAUGAUGUUGGAUAUGAGGAUAACAU